AGCAAGCUGCAUUUUCUCGGUGUUGACUCGACAACAGAAAGAAAGAAAGCGAGACCGCAGAGUAAUGUUUCACGUAUUAUAUCGGACAACUUUAUUGAGACUCUUACGAAUCACCAAUGCGAUCUCGGUUUAUCAGACUUUUGUUUUAAUGUCGUUGUCUUGGUCUACUUGCCGGUGAAGUUAUAUGGAAAACCCAUUCAAGUCCACAGGCGGAUUUCUGCUCAACAAAGGAUCGUAUUAGGACUAAUAUUAUACUUUUCAACAUGAGUCUGUAUAUUUUAUUGCAGAGUAGCACUAAUAUAAGUGACAUUGUGAGGUCGGAGUAUCGUGGCUGUGUGGACGGAUCUAUGAUGGACGGAUUCAGUGUUUUUAUUCAGGGUUUGUUGGCUGUCCUCGCGUUCAGCACGUUAAUGGUAAAGAGGUUUCGUGAACCUGUUGGAAUAAGAAGACCUUGGAAAAUCUGGUUCUUUGAUACGUCCAAGCAGGCGAUCGGUGCUCUUUUCAUGCAUUUUGCCAAUAUAUUCCUGUCCACGCUCACCAGUGAAGAUCCCUGCUCUCUAUAUUUAUUAAACUUCCUGUUGGAUGCCACAUUGGGGAUGCUGGUGGUCUGGGUGGGCGUGAAGGUGGUUACAAAGCUAGUGGAGUACAGACAGUUAACACUGUUAAAGUUUGGAGAGUAUGGUGACCCUCCUCGUGUUAAGGCCUGGUUAGCCCAGUGCUCAGUGUAUUUACUCAUCAUCGCUGUAGAGAAAAGUGUGGUCACGCUGGUGCUGCUCAUCCCUGGGUGGACCAAUCUGGAGGAGGUGGUGUUAGACUACAUCCCAAACCCACAGCUGGAGUUAGCCAUCGUUAUGCUGAUCGUUCCAUUCAUUGUUAAUUCUAUAAUGUUCUGGGUAGUGGACAGUUUAACAAUGAGGAAGUAUAACAAGAUGACAUCCCUGGAGGGCUCACGUGACUGUCCAAGACAAGUAGAAGUGCCAAGUGUGUGCAGUGAUGAAGCUGAGGUGCUGUUGAAAGGAGAUGAAGAUGAUGCUACAGUGUGUUCUGAAGAGGAAGAGCACAUCCAGACAGAAGGAGCGAUACGAAAGUGUAUGGAUGUUUAAAACUGAAAGUAUGCGAGAGCACUGUGGUGUGACACGCUAUAAUCCAUCUGAAAAUGUAAAAAAUAUUAUUCAAAUUUAUAUGUAAUUACUAUGCAUGUAAUUUGAAGGACCUCAUAUUAAUUGAAAGGCUCAGUCACAUUGCAGAAACUGUUACAACAGCUGGUAUACAAAGGUUAGUUCUGGUCCUUGAUUCUGAUUGGUUGUGCCGUAUAAAAUUCCCCAAAACAUACAUUGGAACGCAUUACAGAAGUAUCACUGCGCCACACUAUGGUGCUGCUUCGCUGUUCCUUGGCAACGGCUUUGUUGUGUCUAUUUCUAAGGAACUACAUUGUUUGGGGAAGCUGUUAUUUUUUAUUAAUACCAUUGCAUUUUAUUAUCUUUAUUUUUAACUUUGUAUAAGAAAAGCAGUAAGCGCUUUGAAGCCUUGCUUUAUAAAGUAAUUUUAUUUCAAUUUAUUCAUUUAGAGUUUUUUUAUACAGAGCACACACAUUAGCUGUUAUAGAAGUACUAUAAACCACUGCUUCUUUGGGCUUAUUGCUUUAAUCGGUUAUUAAAAACUCAACUAGUUACAAUAUAUUAAACAAAACAAAGAGCUAAUGCAUUAAGCAAAAUUCUCUAAUAUUUCACAUAUGCAAGUAAGUUUUAAUGACAAAAUGCUCUUUAGCAAUUUCAGGAUUUACUGAAUAUUAAAAACUGUCAAAAAGAACGCAACAAACUGUUUAUGAUAACUUCUUAAAAACGAAUUUAACACGUAUCAGAGAAUGCCCUUUGUGUGUGACUCAUGGGGCAAUUCGAUUAGGCCGGGACUAGGGUUUAGUUAAAUUAGGGCAUUUAAGUAGUAUGUGCAUUUUGAGAAAAAACAAUUCUCACUUUAAUGUAUGAAAGUCUUUAACACUGAGGGGUGGUUUCCCAGACAGGGUUUGAGUUGUAUUGACACAAUCCCAAGGCAAUAUAUUACUACUUUACAAGGUGGCGAAUUGAAAUAGUAAAUUGUACGAUCUCAUUUGUACGUUUUAGUACGAUUUACCUUCGUGCCAGUGAUGGUUAGGUUUAGGGGCGUGGCUAUAGGGGAGGAAUUUCAGUAUAGCUUUUUUCUAAUAAUCACAUGUUUUGUGUGAUUCACAUUGUACUUAUUCAUAUGAAGCGGCAGCCACUACGUAAAAUAGGUCAAAAUUCCAGUGAGAUCGGAUUGGUUGUAUUCUAGUCAAUGGGUACAUUAACGAAGCUAAAGUAUAAGAGGGCAUUUAUGUAACAUUUUGUGGACACAAUACUCGAACUUUCAUAUGCAUUAUUCUAUAGUAUUAUUUUCAAAUGUGAAAAAUACUUUUCCACCAUUGCCAUCCACCAAAUCUUGUCGUUGCUUCCACUCCGUGCCCUGGGACAGCCGUUACGUAAAUGGUUUCAUUUUCCACGACAGGGCUGACAUCGAAAAUCUUUAGAAUGUUAACACAAAUGCGUCAAUCGCUGCCUUGGUAACACAAGAGACUAUAAUGGACAGUUAGAAGUCUUUAGAAGUUAAUGAAAGCAGAGAAGCACAAAGUGAACAUUUUUCCCGAUGACAGGCAUUUUGACUUUUUAAUUUAAAGACUAAAUAGCUCGAGUCUCUACCUUGCCGUAAACACUCUGUGACCACGUCCACAGCUCUUGACAUGCUGGUACUUUAUUUGUAAUUUUGCAGAACACUUAAGUUUUCUUAUGAACUUAUGACUUAUUUAUAAAUACUCUGAAUCUUGAUCGAUACGCCAAAUGAUCUAGAUGUUUAACUAGACUACUUUUUUAGCGUUUACAAAGUAAUAUGCAUUAUUUCAUGUAAUGUACUUUUUUAUAUAUAUAAAUGUGCAUUUUGAUACAACAUAUCAAAUAAUUUGAUGUACAUUAUGAAUGUAUUGUAUGUGUAUAUAAUCUUGAACUUCAUGACUUUGAGCUGUUGUUUUAUUCUAAUUUCUUAAAAUUACAUUUAGUAUUUACCAUUUUAAGCAUUCUUGCGCAAUUUCUUUGUCUUUGUUUUCAAUAUUUCUUGGAAAAGGUCUUUAUGGCUUAUUGGGUGGUUACAGUAAGUUAUCAAAAUAACAGUGUCAAAGAUAAAAUUCAGUUGUGAAACAAUGUACAUUUUGUAAAAAUGUUUUAUGCAUCCUGAUAAUUCUCCAAUGGUCACAGAAGGUUUUUAUGUACAACUUUUUCAUAUCACUGCAUGUGCAGCAUCAUGUGUUUACGUCAUGGAAUAUACAGUCUAGCAGAAGACUGUAUACUCCAAUUUACAAAAUUUCAUUUCUGAGUAAAUUAUUUUAAAGAAAAAAUAUAUUUUAACAUAUUGUGGAGGAA
Molecule: messenger RNA, 3425 nt
Organism: Triplophysa dalaica
Lineage: Eukaryota; Metazoa; Chordata; Actinopteri; Cypriniformes; Nemacheilidae
Gene: tmem110l
Product: transmembrane protein 110, like
Exons: 8
Coding region: 264-1103 (279 amino acids)
Cellular component (GO): membrane
Source: RefSeq, a predicted model, not a curated record